This is a messenger RNA of Cydia fagiglandana, 709 nucleotides long. RefSeq lists its product as uncharacterized. The record is from RefSeq and is a predicted model, not a curated record. Bases 143 to 571 code for a protein of 142 amino acids. The transcript has 3 exons. Lineage: Eukaryota; Metazoa; Arthropoda; Insecta; Lepidoptera; Tortricidae.
AGUUGAAACAUUUGUUAAAAUUCGUUACACCAGUGCGCUACCUGUGAACAGUGUGCGAUAAAUGUAUAUAUCUGUAAUAACAAUACAUUUCUGACCUAUUGCUGGGACUCGAUCUCAAAACAAGUUUCAGGUUUGUUAGACCAUGUCGGCUUCUGAUCAUCCCUAUUACUUUACAGGGAACGGAACAUACAAAGCCAUAAACCCUUUAGUGUCGCGAGUGGGAGAUUUUACCCCAUUCUAUAUAGCCAUUGCCAUUAGUUCUGUAAUACUGGGCUUGAUUCUUAUUUUGAACGUGGUGUGCUGCUGCUCGAGGUACUCUGACUACUGGCUGGACCGACACACGGGAAACCGUUGGAUUGUAUCCAUCUGGUCCACCACUCCGCACAAACAGCCUCCACUUGACUUGACCGAGUUAGAGAGUGACUACCAGCCGGUCCACUACGUCCAACCAUACUCCACGGAAUACCACGAGGAACACGGCAGAGGCGACGUCCCUCCGUCCGUCUCCACUCAACCACUGACAUCCUCUCAAGAGUACCUAGAGUUACAUAAGCGUGAGAGUGACAUAUAAAUCUAAAAACCAUGUCCUUCUUAAUGCUAUAUCCCGCUGUGGCCGUGUUAUCUCUAUUCAUCCUCUUGGUGAUCAUUCUGAUGCUUAGAUUUGGGGCCCGUUGGUGUAAGCUAAGACAUGACACCUUACCUGUACAUC